Molecule: messenger RNA, 1311 nt
Organism: Penicillium maclennaniae
Lineage: Eukaryota; Fungi; Ascomycota; Eurotiomycetes; Eurotiales; Aspergillaceae
Gene: pgxB
Exons: 5
Coding region: 1-1311 (436 amino acids)
Biological process (GO): carbohydrate metabolic process
Molecular function (GO): polygalacturonase activity
Source: RefSeq, a predicted model, not a curated record
AUGAGGUUCCUUAGUAUUGGCGCGCUUCUCAUCGGCGCAGUCAGUGGUCUGGCAGCAGACCAUAUCAUUCAUGGCGCACAAAUCAUUCCAGCAAAGGAUACAUCUGCGCUACGACGCGUAGGAGCUCAUCAUCCGAAAUACCCAGAUCGUCGAACUGUGACGAUCCGGCCAUCGAAAAACGACGCCGAUGAUGUGUCUAUGGAUUUUCUCUGGGGUAUCAAACGGGCUAAUCAUGGUGGACGACUCUUACUCCAAAAGGGGAAGACUUAUGUUAUUGGAAAGAAGCUGGACUUGAGCUUCUUGAACAAUGUUGAGGUGCAAUUGGAAGGUGAGAUCAAGUUCACCGACGAUGUCAAGUACUGGCAAGCGAACCACUUUUAUUACGAUUUUCAAAAGUCAAUCACAUUCUGGGUCUGGGGUGGUCAGGACAUCAAGAUCUUUGGAAAGGGUACCCUGAAUGGAAAUGGUCAGCAGUGGUAUAAUGAUUUUGCCGGACAGGAAAUCCUGGAUCCUGACAACACCUUCUACCGGCCCAUCUUGUUCCUCACGGAUAACGCGACUCGGGUCAGCGUCGAAGGCAUUACGCAGCUGAACUCGCCCUGUUGGACCAACUUCUUUGUGCGCACCAACGACAUCUCCUUUGACGAUGUGUUUAUCAACGCCUACUCGACCAAUGCCUCUGCUCUACCCAAGAACACCGACGGAUUCGACUCGCUGAAUGUGAACGGUCUCACCGUGACCAACACUCGGGUGGACAUUGGUGAUGACUGCUUCUCACCAAAGCCCAACACAACCAACAUCUUCGUCCAGAACCUGUGGUGUAACAAUACUCAUGGAGUGAGUAUGGGCAGCAUCGGUCAGUAUUCGGGCGUCCAAGACAUCAUCGAGAACGCCUACAUCGAGAACGUCACACUCCUAAAUGGCCAGAAUGGAGCCCGAUUGAAGGCAUGGGCCGGCCAAGACGUCGGAUACGGGCGCAUCAACAACAUCACCUACCGCAACAUUCGCAUCGAGAAUACCGACCAUCCGGUUGUGCUGGACCAGUGCUACUUCGACGUGAAUGCGACCGAGUGCGCGGCCUACCCUUCGCAGGUGAAUGUGACUAAUAUCGUGUUUGACAAUAUCUACGGCACAUCGUCUGGCGCGCAGGGCAAAGUGGUGGUGGAUCUGACCUGUUCGCCUAAUGCCGUGUGCUCGGGUAUUCACCUCUCGCAAAUUAAUCUGACCAGCCCGGCCGGAAGCCCGGCCGAGAUCAUCUGUGACGGGAUUCAGGGGGAUAUCGGGGUGAGUUGCCAAUCGAGCUCGAGCUGA